Messenger RNA from Papaver somniferum (opium poppy), 4400 nucleotides. Its product is annotated as LRR receptor-like serine/threonine-protein kinase GSO1. Gene Ontology annotation, cellular component: plasma membrane. The coding region runs from base 461 to 4285 and encodes 1274 amino acids. Gene Ontology annotation, molecular function: protein binding; protein kinase activity; ATP binding. The transcript has 2 exons. Lineage: Eukaryota; Viridiplantae; Streptophyta; Magnoliopsida; Ranunculales; Papaveraceae. Gene Ontology annotation, biological process: protein phosphorylation. The record is from RefSeq and is a predicted model, not a curated record.
UUCCAUAAUUAAUUUGUCCCUUGCAUGUCCCUCGUUCAAGUUUCAACCACUGUGCGUCUUUCCCACAGAGAAAAGAAGAAGCCAAACCAAAUCCCCUUAUCAUCAUCAUCAUCAUCAUCAUCUCUUUGAUCAUCAACUACUCUCCUAACAACACAGCUAUGACCUAACCCUGCUGAACCCUGAAUUCUGAUCGGUUGGUUGUUCCUCAUUAAUAUCCAUUCCAAAGCCUUCCCAUAUAUCGAGCUCAUAUGCAUUGAAUAACAUGCGAGCAUUUCAAGAACAAUAAUACUCUCACUAGCAGACAUUAAAUGCAUUUGUUCAGAGUUUUGGCGGCACAGAAAAAACGCGUUUUUUUUCUUCUCUCCAUACGAGAUUACAUUCACACAGGAAGAAAACAUCAUGAUGAACAAGCAGUACCGAUUCUGAGUUCUUCUUCUUCUUCCCCACUAGGAAAAAAAUCAUGGUGAAACUGAGUAAUUUGAUGUGUGUCUUUCUGGUUUUGGUGGUGGGUUUCUCACUAGGAACCGUUUUGGGUGAUACCGAGUUAAACUUGUCUUCUUCUUCGACAUUGGAAGUACUGUUAGAGGUGAAGAAAUCUUUUAGUGAAGACCCUUUGGAAGAGGUGCUGAAUGAUUGGUCUGAGAGCAACCCAAAUUUCUGUUCAUGGAGAGGGAUUUCAUGUGACUCAGUUGAUAACUCAGUAAAAGUGGUGAGUUUGAACUUAUCCGGUUCAUCACUCACUGGUUCAAUAUCUCCGUCACUUGGUUACUUGAUAAAUCUUAUUCAGUUAGAUCUUUCUUCUAAUCAGCUCACUGGUUCAAUCCCGUCGAACCUCUCUAAUCUGGUUUCACUGGAAUCUCUACUUCUUUUCUCGAAUCAACUCACUGGUCCAAUUCCAACUCAACUCAGAACCUUGAAAAACCUUCGUGUCGUUCGUAUCGGCGACAACGGAUUCACAGGUCCAAUCCCAGGUUUCUUUGGUGAUUUUCAGAGAUUGGAGAUCCUUGGUCUAGCAUCAUGUAGUUUGACGGGUCGUAUCCCACCGGAACUCGGUAGACUCAGUCGGCUUCAAAACCUUGUUCUCCAACAAAAUCAGCUCGUUGGUCCGAUUCCAUUGCAACUCGGUAACUGUUCAAACCUCAUCGUCUUCACCGCAGCGGUUAAUAACCUCACUGGCGCAAUCCCUGAAGAAAUGGGUUCCCUGCAAAACCUUCAAAUUCUUAACCUAGCCAAUAAUUCUCUCACUGGUGAGUUGCCGGUUCAACUGGGCGGAUUGAGUCAACUCGUUUAUCUCAAUCUCAUGGGAAAUUUUCUGGAAGGAUCAAUCCCAACAUCCUUGGUGAACUUGGGUAAUCUUGAAAACCUUGAUUUGUCAGUAAAUAAGUUGAGUGGUGGAAUUCCUCAAGAAUUUGGGAGAUUUCAAAAGUUAGUUUAUAUGGUUAUGUCUAAUAACAAACUUACAGGUAAAAUACCAGAAAACAUUUGUUCAAAUAUAUCAACUUUAGAACAUUUGAUUUUAUCCGGUAAUUCAUUGCAAGGGGAAAUUCCGGUGCAAAUCGGCGAGUGCAUGUCGUUGAAACAACUGGAUUUAGCCGAUAAUCAGUUAAACGGUACGUUGCCGAUUCAGUUAUUCGAGUUACUUAAUCUUACCGAUUUGUACCUCAACAACAACACAUUGAUUGGUACACUUCCUGCAUUGAUCGGCAACCUCAACAGUGUUGAAACUUUAACUCUGUAUCACAACAACUUACACGGCGAAAUCCCGAAGGAAAUCGGACUACUCGGGAAGCUUCAGUUUUUCUAUCUAUAUGAGAACCAGUUUUCAGGUGAAAUCCCACUUGAGAUUGGUAACUGUUCGAGUUUGCAAAUGCUAGACUUUUUCGGUAAUCAGUUCACAGGUAGAAUUCCGGUUACAAUCGGAAGACUAAAGAGUUUGAAACUACUUCAUCUCAGACAGAAUGAAUUUUCCGGGGAAAUUCCGUCUGCGCUGGGUAAUUGCAAGGAACUGACUAUAUUGGAUUUGGCAGAUAAUCAUUUCUCUGGUGGAAUUCCAAAGACUCUGGGAUUUUUGCAAGCAAUGGAACAGUUGAUGCUUUACAACAACUCACUUGAAGGUAACAUUCCUGACGAAUUCAGAAGCGUUGCAAAUUUAACUAGAGUGAAUUUAUCUAAUAAUAGAUUGAAUGGUAGUAUUGAUCCUCUGUGCGUUUCGAGUUCUUAUCUGUCGUUUGAUCUUACAAACAAUUUGUUUGGUGAAAAGAUUCCUCCACAGUUGGGGAACUCGGCCUCUCUUGAGAGACUGAGAUUGGGUAAGAAUCAUUUUAUCGGUGAGAUUCCGGCUGCAUUAGGAGAUAUCACUGAACUAUCACUUUUAGAUCUUUCCAGUAAUGCACUCACUGGAAUUAUACCACCUGAGCUCUCAUCAUGCAAGAAACUGACUCACAUUGAUCUCGACAACAACCUUCUUCAUGGGUCAGUACCUCCUUGGCUAGGCAGCUUACCUGACUUGGGUGAGAUCAAACUCUCUUCAAAUAGAUUUUCGGGGCCUCUUCCUCUGGAGAUUUUCAAUUUAAGCAGCAGUCUCUUAGUUCUGUCUCUUGACAACAAUUCAUUCAGCGGAACUCUUCCACCUGAAAUCGGAAAUCUUUCAUCGCUGAAUGUCCUUAAUCUCGAGCGGAACCAGUUCCACGGUCAAAUACCAGCAAAACUCAGCAAGUUAAGCAAGCUCUAUGAACUUCGGCUCUCACGGAACAGGUUUGAUGGGGAAAUUCCAGCUGAACUAGGACAAUUGCAGGACCUGCAGAGUGUUCUGGACCUCAGUUAUAAUAAUCUCACUGGCGGAAUCCCACCUUCUAUUGGGAUACUGUCGAAGCUCGAAGGUCUUGAUCUUUCUCAUAAUGAGCUAGUUGGGAGAAUUCCUUCACAGAUUGGUGGGAUGAGUAGUUUGGGCCGACUUGAUCUUUCUUACAACAAUCUUCAGGGUGAAUUGGAUGAAGAGCUUUCUCACUGGCCAGCUGAUGUUUUUACUGGGAAUUUCAAGCUUUGUGGAAGACCUCUGGUUACCCAAUGCGACACUAAAGAUACUGAACAUGGCCGCUCUCGUCUGAGUACCUCAUCGGUAGUAGCCAUUACUGCUACCUUGACCUUGGCUGGCGUUGUUGUUCUACUUCUGGUGGGGCUUAUACUAGUCUCCAGACGCAAACACCAGUACCUAAGAAGAGCGGAUGCUGAUGGCAACUAUGCAUAUUCUUCUAGCUCUUCGGUGCAGCGAAGAUUACUGUUCCAUAAUGCUUCGACUGCUCGUGAAUUUAGAUGGGAAGACAUCAUGGAAGCUACCCAUGAUCUUAGUGAUGAAUACAUAAUCGGGUCUGGUGGGUCUGGAACGAUUUACAAGGCAGAGCUACCAAGUGGGGAAAUAGUAGCAGUAAAGAAAAUCUUGCGGAAGGAUGACCUGUUUAUGGAUAGAAGUUUUGCAAGGGAAAUUCGAACUCUGGGGAGGAUAAGGCAUAGGCAUUUGGUGAAAUUGAUGGGGUGCUGUAGUACUAGCAAAGGCGGCGGAAUGGCGGGUUCUACUCUGUUGAUUUAUGAGUAUAUGGAGAACGGAAGUCUAUGGGAUUGGUUACAUCGACAACCUAUGACGCAGGAGAGUUCCACCAAGAAAGUUGGGAUAAACCUCGACUGGGAGAUAAGGUUGAGAAUAGCAGUGGGGUUGGCACAAGGUGUGGAGUACCUCCACCAUGAUUGCGUACCGAAAAUCAUUCAUAGGGAUAUCAAGUCAAGUAAUUUGUUACUCGAUUCUGAUAUGGAAGCACAUUUGGGCGAUUUCGGUCUCGCCAAAGUAGUGCUUGACGAUCAGGAUUCUUCGAGCAAUACCGAGUCCCAAACCUGGUUUGCUGGAUCUUACGGCUACAUAGCUCCAGAGUAUGCAUAUACACUGAAAGCAAUGGAGAAGAGCGAUGUUUACAGUAUGGGAAUAGUAUUAAUGGAACUUGUGACCGGGAGAAUGCCAACUGCUGGAACUUUUGGAGUUGAUAUAGACAUGGUGAGAUGGGUUGAAUCCCAUGUUGAAAUGUCAGCGCUCACUCGAGAUGAGUUGGUAGAUCCGGCAUUGAAACCGCUAUUACCCAAGGAAGAAUCUGGAGUUUUUCAACUGCUAGACGUUGCAUUGCAGUGUACAAGAACUGUUCCAGCCGAAAGACCCACCGCUCGACAAGUCUGUGAUCAGUUGUUCCACAUAUCUAAUACUAGUAAGAUGGUGGAUUCUGAAAAGAAAACCGUUGUGUAACUAACAUUUUGUACUUGAAGAGAUUUAAUCCUGAAUAGAACAUAUACUGAUUGCCAAUAACAUUUUGUACUUAAGCGGGCUUAGAGCCCGUAAGUUCGUAGUCAAACUAGCUUAA